CGCGCGCGUCCCCGAGCGGAGAGAGGAGGGAAACGAUGACGUCAAGGAGGAAGCGCGCGCCGAUCAGGGAGCCUGUCAUGGCGGGUGGCGGGAAAAGGAAACUGCGAGACGGGCAGCAGAGUGAAGAUAACUUGAAGAAUGAUGUCAAGAAAAGACGCUCUGGCCAAGCAGAUGUACCACAUGAUGUGCGGCAAGAGGUGGAAAGUCUUUAUCGACUUACCAUGCCAGAGGAUUUCUACCAUUUCUGGGCUUUUUGUGCAGAAAUUGACCCAGAAGCACCUUGUGAUGCUCUGAAGUCUAUCAUUGGCCUUCAGCUUGUCGGCCCUUAUGAUAUUCUUUCUGGGAAGCACAAGAAGACUAAGAAGGGAGCUGAUAUUGACUACAAUCUGCACUGGAGGUUUUUUUACGAUCCCCCUGAAUUCCAGACUGUUCUUGUAGAGGACAACAGAACACAGUUUCAUAUGGGAUACUUCAGGGACAGUCCUGAAGAGCUACCAGUAUUUGUUGGUGCUAAUGAAGCAAGUAAAGGAUGCCUGGUCUCUCAGCUUGGAGAUAAUCUGUUUGCUGCAGUAAAACAGUUUGCCUCAAAGAAGCUUAAAGAAGCCACAGAUAAGGGGACAUUGUCUCUUGUGAAACAUUUGGUAGAGAAAGUGACUGGUGCGGCAGAAGAGCUGGGGUAUAACGUAGACCCGAAAUCCCCUGUUAUGAAAAAGAGGGACAAAAAAGUUGUGACAAAAUCUUUUCAUGGUGCAGGCCUUGUGGUCCCAGUGGAUAAGAAUGAUGUCGGCUACAGGGAGCUUCCUGAAACAGAUGGUAACCUCAAACGAAUUUGCAAAAAUAUUGUUGAAGCAGCAAAUGAUGAUGCAAGAAUGAAAGCCUUUGCGCCCAUUCAGGAGAUGUUCACAUUUGUUCAGUUUGCAAAUGAUGAGUGUGACUAUGGCAUGGGCUAUGAACUAGGAAUAGACCUCUUCUGUUAUGGAUCACAUUACUUUCACAAAAUAGCUGGCCAGCUGCUCCCUCUUGCUUACAAACUUUUGAAGAGGAAUCUGUUUGCAGAAAUAAUUGAAUCUCAUCUCUCAAACCGAAGCAGAGACCAAGUGAAUCAGCUUUCUACAUAGUCAAGACUGGUUUUCCUAAAUUUUAUUUACUUUGUACAAUAUGUUCUUCUUACUUUACCAUGCAAUAAUUCAUAAAGAUAGUUUUGUAUUAAAAUG
Molecule: messenger RNA, 1214 nt
Organism: Pelobates fuscus (common spadefoot toad)
Lineage: Eukaryota; Metazoa; Chordata; Amphibia; Anura; Pelobatidae
Product: histone PARylation factor 1
Exons: 8
Coding region: 36-1118 (360 amino acids)
Biological process (GO): DNA damage response; regulation of protein ADP-ribosylation
Cellular component (GO): nucleus
Molecular function (GO): poly-ADP-D-ribose binding; histone binding
Source: RefSeq, a predicted model, not a curated record